GUGGGAGUGAGUAGAAAGAACGACAACUUGAAAACACACUGAAACUGUAAACAACAACGUGUAAUAAUACCAUACGUUACUCGCAUGAAAAUACACAGAAGAUCCUGUUCAUUUUCGCUUGUUUUCGAUGUUAUUUAAAUAUAGAAUCUAUAGAGUUGUGUGAAAUAUCGUUGGAAUUAACGAAAAGUUGUGGAAAAGGACCCCAGCUGAAAAUAUAUUAUUGAAAUUUGUGGCCGAGUCUUUUACACUUCCUGGAUAAAGACAGAAUAAUGACAACAAGUGCUCGUGCUUUGCGAACUUUAGUCGUGCAAGUGACACGAAAGUACAGCAGUACAGCGGACAAAGUUCAUUACAAGGUUGUGGUAGCUGGAGGCGGCGCAGGUGGUUGUGCUGUAGCUGCACGUGUAUCCCGUGCACUUGGUCCAGGAAAUGUGGCUGUGAUAGAACCAGCAAAGUAUCAUUACUACCAGCCCCUGUGGACUCUGGUUGGUGCGGGAAUCAAGACAGUGGCACAGACAGCGAGACCAAUGAAAGAUGUCUUACCCAAAAAGUGUGACCAUCAUACAGAGGCAGUUGCAGAGUUUGAUCCCGAAAAUAAUUCUGUUACACUUGGUAAUGGAAAGAAGUUAAGCUAUGAUUACCUAGUUGUUGCCCUUGGUAUACAGAUUGAUUUAAACAAGGUUGAAGGAUUGAUUGAUGCAUUGGACAAUGACCCGUUGGUUGGCAGUAUUUAUUUACCUGAUACAGCAGAGAAAACAUUUAGUGCUUUGCAGAAGUUCAAGGGGGGUGAUGCAGUUUUUACAUUCCCAAACACACCAAUUAAGUGUGCCGGAGCACCACAAAAGAUCAUGUACUUGGCUGAUGAGUUCUGGAGAAAGCAAGGUGUGAGGGACAAGGCAGAAAUCAACUAUUUCACGUCGCUUGGGAAAAUGUUUGGUGUUGAAAAAUAUGCUGCCAGCUUGCGAGAGAUUGUCAAGAGGAAGAACAUAAAAGUGAAUUUUAGAACUAGUUUGAAAGCUGUGGACCACAUAAAAAAGACAGUGACCAUUGAACUACUAGAUAGUGAGUCUGGGGAGGUGCAAACACAUGAUUAUGAUUUUCUGCAUGUAGCUCCACCAAUGUCGGCUCCUGAUCCACUGAAAAAUGCCCCACCUACCUUUGUAGAUAGUGCUGGAUUUCUAGAUGUUAACCAGCUAACAAUGCAACAUAAAACCUACCCGAAUGUGUUUGGACUUGGAGACGGUUCUAAUAUUCCCACUGCUAAAACUGCUGCUGCUGUCGGUGCCCAAAAUAAAAUUCUUUUCAACAGCCUACAGCAAGUUAUGAAAGGAGUUACUCCAAAUGGGCAGUAUGAUGGUUACACAGCAUGUCCUCUUGUCGUUAGCUACCAUACAUGUAUUAUGGCCGAGUUUGACUUUAGUUGUGAGCCACUGGAAACAUUUCCGGUUAACCAAGCUAAGGCAAGACGGUCAAUGUACUACAUGAAGAAAAAUGUGUUCCCUGAAAUUUACUGGAAUCUUCUCCUCAAGGGACACUGGAGUGGAAACAAGGUUUUCAGAAAAGCUUUGCAUCUGGGAAUGUCAAAAUAGAUGCUUUACAUGGUGAAGCAUAUGAAAUAUCAUCUGUAAAUAGUGCUGUUGUCUUGUAUUUUCAAGACACGCUUUAUUUGUAAUUAUAAUUAUGAUUUUAAUUGUGUUGGAAAGGUUGAAUGUUAAUGUAACUGACUUCUGAAAGCUGGUCCAACUUUAUCAUUUACAAUAAUUGUUCAGUUAACAUCAUUCAGAGUAUUACUGGACAAGUUAAUUAAUCAAAAUGGUUUUAUCUGUACUUUUAUCUUCAGAUAAUCCCCUGACAUGAGAGAUAACAACCCCUUUCAGGCAUAAUAUUUGGAUAUGCUUGUGAAAAGCCAUAGAAUGUAAUAACAACUUAUCUAUUAUUUUCAGAAAUAGUAAGCAUAUGAUCAUAUGAUUUUUCAAUUGAAAGCAGAGUCUAGAUAUUGUCUUUUGAAACAGGAUUAAUUUUAACAAUUAUAUUGUCUGAUAAUAUCUGACCAGCAUUAUAGGGGCACACCUGAUUCUUGCCAUUUCUUUUAAAUCAUAAAAAGUAAUAGUGAUUGAAAAAGGAAAAGUAAAAUCAAAGUGAUGCAGUGGGUUGAAGACAGUGAUUAUCAAUAAAAACCCCAUUUACCUCAAAGUUGAAAGUAGCUGAUGGGACCAGAUUUUAGUGUUUUGUUACUUAACUAUUAUAAGUAUAGUAGUGCUUUUAAGCUUGUUUAUUAAUAAAUUUGACUGGAUGAAUUUGGUGUUAAGGUAUUGUUACUGAUUUGAAGCUAGUAAGAAUGCUGUGAAAUCAAUUAAUUUCAUUGGCAUUAGAUUUUGUGGUCAAGGGGAAUUGAGAUUGUGGAUUUUUAAGUUUAAUGGUAAAGUAAAUAUGAAUUUUCAUUGUUGGUUAUGACUUAAUUUUUAUGAUUGACACAGUCACAAAGCCCAUGAUGAUUAGUCCUCCUUUCACAUUAGUAUAGACAAUCAGUCAUUAGUUUUGCUUAAGUCAUCAAAACCAGAUUAAGAAUACUAAAGGCAAUAACUUAUAUGCAUUCUCACUGUAAUAGGAAAGGAGGGAUGCAGAAAUUGUGUGUCUGAUUUUUAUAAGUGCAAAGUUGUCUUGUCUCGAAGGAAAGAAACACAAAUUUUGAUAUCAAAAACAGGAAAGAUUGACCUUAUGUGUAUAGUAUGCUGUAUUUUGACAAUCCAAUGUGAAUGCAUCAAUUAGAGAUGGCAAUGGUUUUAUACAAGCUCACCUGAACAUUGGUCUCUAAAUUCUAUAUGGUGAAACCAUGUGAAUUUUGACCAUACUUCCGUUAUGGUGUUUUAUUGGCUCUCCUAAACUUUGUUGGAGAGAGCUAUUGUAUAUUAAUAUAGUUGGAUGGUCUAACAACGUGUGGCUGUAUUUUUUGAAACAUUUCCUUGUGAAAUAUAGGUCAGAAUUACACGGACUGCUAGAGCUAAAAACUGAUAAACCUUGAAAGUUUCUUCUCAUGAACCAUUUGAUGAACUUUCACUAACCUUCUGUAGCAUCCUUGUAUGUAUCCGACACAAUUUUGUUCAAGUGAUUCUGCUAGGCCCCUUCUGUAGGGACCACCUAAGCUAAAAAAUGGGAAAACCUUUGACACACUUUUUCUCACCAACUAUUUUAUGGAUCAUUACAAAACUUUCAACUGCCUGACUGAUUGCUCCAAAUUUGGCCUGUAGCAUUCUUGUAUGGAUCUCUGAAAAGUUUGUUCAAAUGGUUUGAUUUAGCCACUUAGGGGUGCCAGAGCUAAAAAUAGAAAUAAAACUUUAAACAACUGCUUCUUCAUGGACUGCCAUCAGGUUUGGCGUGUAGAAUCCUUGUAUAGAACUGUCUCAGUUUUGUUCAAAUAUUUCUGCUUGGAUUCUUUUAGGGGCCUUCAGAACUAAAAAUAGAAAAAAAACUUUAACAUAUUCUUUUCCCAAAACUGGUUCAUAGAUUGUCAUUAAACUUGGUCUCUAACAUCCUUGUCUGGAACUCUGUCAAGUUUGUUAAAAGGUUCCACUUAGCCCCUUUUUUUAGGGGCCACCAAAUACAAAAAACUUCUUCCCAUUACCUACUUGAUUGUCACCUAGAUUGGCCUGUAGCAUCGUUGCAAGGACCUCCCUGAAUUUUGUUCAAAUAGUUCUGCUUGGGCUCUUUUAAGGUCUGCCAGAGCUAAGAAUAGAAAAAAAACAGCCUGUUACAAUAAACUGCUUGAUGGACCUUCACGAAUCUUGAUUUAUAGCGACCAUGGUUGUACCAUCUCUUUAAGUUUAUAAUGGUUAUGCAUUUUGGGGAUGUCACAGCAGAAAAUAGAAAAACAAAACUUUAUAUAACUUUUUAAACUGCUUAAAGGAUUUCACCAAACUUGGCCAGAAGCAAGGUUCUCCCUAGGUGAGCGAUAUCUUGUCUGGGAACUUUAUUUUUCAUUUUACUAUACAGUAGGUCAUAUUAUUGUAUAAGCAUUUUAACAGCCACGUCUCUAAUAAUAAUUUCUUAGUGUGUUCAUAUUAAACAGUUCUAGUCCUGGUUAUAUUUUUCUGGUGUAAAUGUUAUUAUGAUUGUGUGAUAUAAUGAUGAUUCAAGCACUGUAUUUUGUAUUAUUAUCUAUUUUUACAGUAUUUGAACAGCUCAAAGAGCUGUAUAAUAAUAAAUAUACAAUUGAAACUAGGUUUCAGACUCGCUUAUCUAAAAAUUCUAUCUGUUUUGAAGAAUUUUCAAGUCCAGUCGAAAUUUCUUCAUAUUGUGUUAAAUUUCACUCUGUUUAAGUAAAGUUCAACUUAAUUCAACUUUGGUUAUGUUGAUGUUUGCAUAUUUUGAGGUCCCGUAGGCCUAUGUGUCAAAUUUCUAUGUAUAAUUGUCUUGGUAUGUUGAAGUAAAUAUGUGUUCUUUACAUAAACCCAUGAUGUUGCAUUGCCAGUUUAAAAAUAUUUAAAGGCAGCGUGACAAAAAUGUGAUUCAUAUAUGUACUCUGAAAAUCUGUAUAAAAUACAUACUGUUAUGUGAUGUUAACAUAAGGGGUUAUGUCAACAUUUUUCUUGAAAAGCAUGCAUAACAAGUAUGAUUUAGUCAUCUCAAAGUAAAAUGUUUGUUCUCAUGGAAUUUGAGAUAACAACCUUCAGCUGUAUUGUGUAUUUCUCUUUAAAUUGUGUUCUUUCAAGCCUAAGUCAUACAUUAUGAAGGUGUUCCCAUAUUGACGAUAUUGCUUUUUUUUAUCAUAAAAAUGAAAUCCACACUUGUCUUCAUAUGUCAAAAUACUAAGUUACUGUAAUCAGUCUAUAAAACAAAAUUAUAAUAUAGUUUUCAGAAUUUAUCCACCAUGACUGGUAAUUUACUAUUCUCUCAUUUAUUUUCUCAUUUUUAUGUCACAGAAAGGUGAAGUCUGUUUCAGUCAUGCUACACAACAAAAAUGAAUUAACAUUGGCUGUAUUUAGAUAUAGUGAUAAAUAUGCUAAAGAUGCAUGCUUUAAAACUGAACAGUCAGCUUGAUAAAAUAUUUUUAUAACAUUUAAAUGUAAUCACACAUUUUUUCAUAUCCUAUACUUAUUUUGUGUUUACUGUGGCUAUUCUAGUUUACUGUAAAUUUGUAUGUAUAAAUUUAGAGGAGAAUCCCAGUAUUAUGCUGUGGAAGUUGUCUUAAAAGAUGAAACACUGGAUAAAUUAGAAUCUUGAUUUAAGGCUUUCCAAGAAAGAUCAUUAAUGUAAUAAUAUAAGUUAUAAUGUCGCUUAUUAAAGUGUUCACAUAUAUUUAACCCUUAGCCUGCUGGCGGCGAUUGGUUUUGCAACCAGUGCAGACCAAGAUCAGCCUGCACAUCCGUGCAGGCUGAUCAUGGUCUGCACUGUUCGCUAUUCAGUUAGUAAAUUUUAAGUGAUCACCCCUUUGAAUAAUAAAUGGUAUUGCCCAAACUGAAUGAUGGAAAAGUCCAUUUUAGAAAUUUAGCAGGCUAAGGGUUAAACAGGUUAUUUUUCAUUUCUUAAUUAGGAUUAUACUUGUUAACUAAAGACUGUCAUGACAUUGCAAAGCAUGACAAUGCAUGUGUACAGUAUAACAAAGCAUAUGUGCAGUAUAACAAAGCAUAUGUGCAGUAUGACAAAGCAUAUGUACAGUAGUACAAAAAGCAGAAAUAAAAUGAAGUGAAACAAAAUUACUGGUAACACCAACCACAGUGCAGUGCGGAAGACUGUCUGCAGUAAUUAAGUAUUAGAAUGCUUUGAUAUUAUUAGAGAAAUGAACUUUGUCAAAUACUAGAUGUCCAAGGACGUCGACAAACCAGGACAGUACAGAAUUAAUCUUCAGAGUUGCCAAACUUCCUGCUUUCUAACAAAUAACACUGGUAACUUCCUAAUUGUACAAGAUGAUUUCUUAUUACAUGAACAUUAAAAUUAACAUUUUGACACUUGCUACCUACCUAUGUACACAUGGCUAACUCAUUGUAAACAGCCAAUUUGAGCUAUGUGUUAAUAGUGUUUUCAAAACUUAACUAAAAUAGUCUAAAUGAAACUGUAUUAUCAGCUUAAGUACAUUUUUUUACAUUUGUUGUUUAACCUUAAGAAGGCAAACUUUCAUAAGUCCUGCAGUAAAAAUUUAUAUAAUUAAAUUUAUGCUUUUGUAUGUACACUUUUAUUGCAUACAUUUGUUUAUGCAUGUUUUAUUAAAACUGGACAGAUC
Messenger RNA from Mercenaria mercenaria, 6217 nucleotides. Its product is annotated as sulfide:quinone oxidoreductase, mitochondrial-like. Gene Ontology annotation, molecular function: FAD binding; sulfide:quinone oxidoreductase activity. The transcript is spliced from 10 exons. Lineage: Eukaryota; Metazoa; Mollusca; Bivalvia; Venerida; Veneridae. The record is from RefSeq and is a predicted model, not a curated record. Bases 270 to 1589 code for a protein of 439 amino acids. Gene Ontology annotation, cellular component: mitochondrion.